CCACCCCAGGAUGGACGGGCAACCCUCCUUUCCUCUUUGGAGGAGGAUACUCCAGCUGUAAAGAAAAGGAAAUCCUAGGCGAGGUCUCGGCUGAUGCCUUCUGCAUCAGGAACUGGCACACCUCUUUGCUUCGGUCGAGACAUCCCGGAAGCCAGGUCCCUCCGGACUCGGGGAGGCCAUCUCCGGUGACGGGGCGGGAGGCGAAGGCUGCCGGGCGGAAGAAGGGCGGCGGGGCGCAGUUAGGUGCGGUGGGAUCAAUCAAAGGGGCUAGGCUUUCCCGCUCCCAAACGCCCAAAUCUUGGGACGCCUCUGGCUCGCUUGCGCUCUUCCCCCCCCCCCCCGACAGCGUUUAUCAACCCGCUUGACGUCAGAAGAAACCGUGGAGAUCUCCCGGAGAAAAGCCUAAAAAGCUCCUGCUCGGGCAGCGCAUACCUGACUGGUGGGCUCUCGGACAGGAGCAGGCGGGGCCAGACGGUGCUGGGCCACGAGGGAGAGCUAGAGGGAAGGGCCUCCCGAGCGCCCACCCGCCGGCUUCUCACGCAGGGCUCCGCGAGCGGAGGCUACAUGGAUCCCGGGAGUAGUGCCAGAGCUGUCUGAGCGGAGGCAAACCAAGCUUUUCUUGGCUGGGAUAAAUACAGUGAGCGAACAAGAAGAUCGAGGCACCCGAGCUUGUGCUAUGGAGCUCGGUCGGUCCAAAAGUAUCCCACCCUAUGCGGAUUUAGGUGGGAUGAAUUUGGAAAGGCUCCCCGACAACCUGCGGACCCCUGGGGCGCCCCACGACAUGGCUUCCGGCUUCCAUUUGCAGAGGUCUUCCGAAGGCAGAGAACAGAUCGAGAACUCGGCCAGCGAAUCGUCGGACACCGAGGUCCCAGAAAAGGAGGCAAGCGGCGUGCAGAAAAGCGAGGAGGGGAGCGCAGACGACCCGGCGAAGAAAAAGAAGCAGAGGCGCCAAAGGACUCACUUUACUAGCCAGCAACUGCAGGAACUGGAGGCCACUUUCCAGAGGAACCGCUACCCGGACAUGAGCAUGAGGGAGGAAAUCGCGGUGUGGACCAACCUCACGGAGCCCCGAGUCAGAGUCUGGUUCAAGAACCGGCGCGCGAAGUGGCGGAAGCGGGAACGCAACCAGCAGAUGGACCUUUGCAAGAACGGCUACGUGCCGCAGUUCAGCGGCCUGAUGCAGCCCUACGAGGACGUCUACCCGGGCUACCCGUCCAACUACUGGCACGCCAAGAGCCUGGCGCCCGCGCCGCUCUCCUCCAAGAGCUUUACCUUCUUCAACUCCAUGAGCCCGCUCUCUUCGGCCCAGUCCAUGUUCUCGGCGCCCAGCACGCUGCCCUCCAUGAGCAUGCCCUCCUCCAUGGGCCCCUCGGCCGUGCCCGGCGUGGCCAACUCCGGCCUCAACAACCUGAGCGGCUCGUCCCUCAACACGGCCAUGUCGACGCCCGCUUGCCCCUACGGCCCGCCGGGCUCUCCCUACAGCGUAUACAGGGACACUUGCAACUCCAGCUUGGCCAGCCUGAGGCUGAAGUCCAAGCAGCACUCGAACUUCGGCUACGGCAGCCUGCAGAGCCCCGGCUCCACUCUAAACGCCUGCCAGUAUAACAGCUGACCGGCCUCCGCCUCCUGAAAGGGACCGCGGCUGCGCUCAGGGGCAGGGAAACACGCCGGAGGAGGAAUGGGGAGGACGGACCGACGGACGGGCAGACGAGCCAUGGCUGGCGAGGAGAGAGAAAGAAAGAGAGACGGGCCCGAUCGGACCUAAAACACAGGGAUGAGUUGCAAUGUUUUGUGUUGUUGUUGUUGUUUUUCUCCUCUGGAUGAUGCGGGUUUUGUAUGCGUGUUUACUUGAACUUGCACAGGACUUUUCCUUCUAAACGAUCGUCCACUUUAUACGACCAGAAGAUACGGUAACGGUGGAGGCGGGCGGGUGUCGAGGGGAACCGGGGGGGGGGGGAGAGAGAGAGAGAGAGAGAGAGAGAGAGAGAGAGACGGAAGAGUGACGUUGCUGAUUAGCUCCGAGCGCCCUUCGGGUGGGGCUCCCUUCGGUGAGGAAAGGAGGCGGGGCUCCAGGUUCGCCCCUUCGGGCCGGGCUGGGCGGGGCGGAGAUCGUUCGACGGGGAGGCGUCGUCGGUGCAAAUCUGAAGGAAACCCUCCGAGCCAAUGUGGCACCAGCAGGGCGAGCCGCUACUACGAGGCUAUGUUUAUCUUCGCUUUACCGGUGAAUAGGCGGUUGUUCUGCAAUGUGUGACUCUCGAUGGGAUUUGUUUCUCAAGCUGAAAGCGUCGGGGAUCCUACCAUUCCUAGCACUGCAGUUCGCGGCUGAAAAGGUUCCUUUUCCUACCUCUCAUUCUUUACUAAGACUGCAGCACGGUACCCCUCUAGUCUCUCUACAAAAAAGAAACUUUAUAAAGACAGCCCCCCCCCACCUCCCUUUCAGAGUCUUACCCUGAUAAUCAAAUUAUCGUCCGUCCUUAUUUAAAGGAUUUUUUUUAAUUUAAAAAAUGAGAAAGGAAAGAAUUCUCGUAGAGAAUCUAGGGGAAAUAUUAAGAAAGAAAAGACAGAAAAGGAGCAUCAGAAAAUACUGCCUCUUAAAUAAAGGAGAGGAAUGGGUAAAAUAAAUAUGGGGCGUGGGGGGGGGGAAUUAAAUUACUUUGUUUCUCCAGUUUUGGAUUUAAAUAAAUCAAUACAAGCAAGAAACCCAAACAAGAAAUCUUUAAAAAGAUGUUAUGUGUUAAGUGUAGAUAAUACUUAAAAGGAUUUUUUUGUUGGAAAAUUUUAAAAAUAUGAAAAUGAUUAAUAUCUUUAAAUAUUAAUACGCAUACAAAACACAUAUGAAGUUUUCUCGCAGACAUACUUGUUGCUUCUUCCUGUUGAUACUUAUUACCUGUAGAUGACAAAGAAACAUAAUAUAAAUGCACAAGGUACUUCUUUCCCAGUGUAUCCCCACCUGUGAUAACCGUUACGCUGGAUGUUUCAAUAAUGCUGUUGUGGAGGAUGCAGUAUAUAUAUUGUUUUAUAAGUUAUGUUUUCGUGAUUUUUUUGAAAAUUAAGAGCAUGGGAAUAAAAAAAAACCUCUUCAA
Crotalus tigris (Tiger rattlesnake) is the source of this 3083-nucleotide messenger RNA. It is a transcript of the gene PITX1, whose product is annotated as paired like homeodomain 1. NCBI's taxonomy places the organism in Eukaryota, Metazoa, Chordata, Lepidosauria, Squamata, Viperidae. Bases 677 to 1612 code for a protein of 311 amino acids. Gene Ontology annotation, molecular function: DNA-binding transcription factor activity, RNA polymerase II-specific; RNA polymerase II cis-regulatory region sequence-specific DNA binding. The record is from RefSeq and is a predicted model, not a curated record. Gene Ontology annotation, cellular component: nucleus. Gene Ontology annotation, biological process: anatomical structure morphogenesis; regulation of transcription by RNA polymerase II. The transcript is spliced from 5 exons.